Molecule: messenger RNA, 5503 nt
Organism: Paramisgurnus dabryanus
Lineage: Eukaryota; Metazoa; Chordata; Actinopteri; Cypriniformes; Cobitidae
Biological process (GO): immune response-regulating cell surface receptor signaling pathway
Cellular component (GO): plasma membrane
Molecular function (GO): signaling receptor activity
Source: RefSeq, a predicted model, not a curated record
CAGACAAAGCAGGAUGACGUUCAGCGUAGGUAAAGGAAAUGGAAACCACAGAAAUAAAAUGUACAUCAUUGAAGACUAUGAGACAGUAAGAGAAAUGUGUUUAACAGUGUAACUGGAUAAAGGAUUGUCUAUAUAGAUUUUAAGAACAGUUUAUGCUCAAGAUGGAUUGGUUAAACUUGAGAAAUACAGCUUUUCUGUCAAGCAUGUUUAUAGUUUUCAUCCUUCAUGUUAGCAUUGACGCACAAGAUCAAUCCGAACAAUGUCCUGUUUUUAAAGUUGUGAGGGGUGUUGUCCAUAAAGUCUGUUUAAACAAACCUUUGAAGAUCUCCUGCAGUCUGAAGACUUGUGAUGAACAUCCCAUCAAUAUUACAUGGAGUAAAUACGAGCACAUGGUCAAAUGGAUGCCAGUAAAUGAAACAGAUCAAAUUUCAUCUUCAAAGAACCAUUCUGGUUUAAAAUACAUAACUUCAUAUUUAGUUUUCACAAAUAUAUCAAAGCAUCAUGAGGGCCUCUACAGAUGUGAUUUUAAGCUACCACAUAUGUCAGCAUUCAGCCACCAUAUAAACAUCUCAGUCUCAGAUGACAGCAAUGGAACUGAAAUGUCUUGUGAUGAAAUGACAGAAGCAAAAAUCAAUGAUUCAGAUCCAUGGUGGCUGCCUUAUUUAUUUAUCUGUAUGGGAAUAGUGACUCUGAUUUUCUUUGUAAUGCUAAUCUCCAUCCUGUGCAUCAAUGGAUGUAACUGUCUGAAGAAAAAGGAAACAGAAGCAGUGCAGGUUCAGGAUUCAGAUGAAACACUGCGACACAAGCGUGACCUCCUGAGACCUCCUGAACAAUCUACACCAUAUAAAUCAGAUGAUGCAGAUGAUAUACUGUCCACAAAGAAUGAUAAUCCAUCAAGACAGGUUGUCUAUGCAUCUCUAAACCAGUUCAUACCUAAACACUCAUCAACCACAUCCUGGAGGACUGAAACAGAGUUAACAGAAUAUGCAUCUAUCCGAGUAUCAUGAUCAUGUUCUACUUAAGGUCAAGGUAUAUUUGCUAAAGGUUAUACAUAUUAUAUAUUAUAUAAAGAGAUACUUUUGUUUGAUUGUACUGUUUUUGUCAUGCCAUACUGCCAAACAGGGAGUAGGAGACGCUUGCCUUAUAUUCAUAAUGUUUGCAUAACAUCACAUGAUGUUACUUAUCUUGUUACAUCACGGAAAAUGUUGCUGUGAGUUCAGGGUGGUUUCUACAGGUGAAACUAAUACAGAAACUACGGCUGAUGAAACACAUGCACAUCUUUAAAAUUCUUGAAAAGAUAUUUAGUGGCUUAAAAUGCAAUACCUACAUUAAUUAUAAUAGAUAUAUAUCUGUUACAAACUUUUAUUUGUAUCAUUUUGGUCAUUUCCAUGUCUUCGUUCAGAUUUGUGUUUUUAGAUUUGUAAAUAAAUUGUUUAACCUCCUAAGACCCUAGCAUUUUAAAUUUCUUCCAGCUAUUUUGGGGUUAGGAAAAAACAAAUAAAUAUAAUAACCAAAUAUUUUUCUUUGAACAAAAAGCAGUGUAACCGGUUCCAGUUACACAGAAUUAAGUAUUGUGGUGCAAACAACAAAAAAUGUGAUGUGGACAGGUCUUAGGAGGUUAAAGGGAAUAGUUAUUUGAAUAGCAUUUUAUCAGUCAAAAUAUCAUGAAUCACAAACCCCUUUGACAAUAAUUUACUACAAAAAUAGCUGAUAAUGGCUUAUAGUAAAUAUUAAAGAUAGUAUGUCAAGCUGUGAAUGCACUGUAGUAGUGAUGAUGCUGCAAAUUAAAUUUCAUAGAUCAGGUGUCUACAUUAAACACCAUUAGUAUCAAAGUUAUGGCUGCUGGGCAGUAAAGUGUGCACAUGAACAUUUGUUUUGCUGCAGGGAAGUCUGUGGAGAUUAUAUACUAGUUCCUGUAAUGUAGUGGUUAAAAGCUGUGGUCUGGUGACUAAAAUGUUGCAUGUUGACACCUAAAAAAUUCACAGCAACGUGCUCUUAAACAAAACAUUUUUUUUAUACUGAAGGGCGUUGGGUCUCUAUUGUCUAAAACUAGAUGUACUGAAAGUCACAGAAACAUUUUACAAGGCAUCCUUAGCAACCCAGAGAGGGUCAUAAAUGCUUAUAUUGGUACAAGCAGUUAAUAAAUCAAGUCUGGCCAGCUCCGACACUACAGCAUUGCAGAUUAAUGUAAAGCAGAUGUUGGGAACUUUUUCUUAUAAAUAAAUAAUGGCAUCUUUCCAUACGUUUUACCCCUGAUUUAUACUGCACGAGUCACCAGAUGCGCCGCGGCACAUUUCAAAAGCGGCCCAAAAGCGGCUCUCCGUGCUGCUUCGCUAAAGAUAGGCGCCUAGUCUAUUUUUGGCGUGGGCCACGUUAAAGCCGCACCGUAAAUCAAAAUAAAAGUCAAAUAUCCUGUCAAUUUCAAAAUAAACACCCAGUGCAGACUCCUGUAUUUCACAUCAUCUUAUCAAAUACAUAAUUGAGGAUGUGUUAUUGACGAAUAUGCAUAGCUUAAUACUGAAUUUUUUAAUUUAUUCACUUUUUUGACUACAGAACAACAAAAUAGGACAUUGCAAAAUACAAAACAAUAUACAGAAUUAAAACAUUUAGCCAACUUAUCCAUGUUAGAACGCAGAAAAUCAAGAAAAACAAUGUCUGACAGGAAUAUCACAUGAUGACACGGUCCUACUGCUUCUCUUCUGAUCCGCUUUUUGUUUGAGUUGGCACCACGUAGAAGACGAAACAAAGCCACCUCGGAGCUGUAACACACCGCAAACGCUUGCAGUGUAUUUUAGGGGUUAAAGUUCCUGUUUCCUGGCAUACCUGAUUCUCAUUCAUCGUACUACUCUCAGCAAAGACCUGCCCUGUGUCUGAAAUCCCAUACUUCUCUUUAGGAAGUGAGAAUCAGUCUACAAAAUGGGAAAUAUGUCCAAAAUUUCAGAAUAAAUAAAACAGGUUGUGAGAAAUAUUGGAUGGUCCACUGUUUCCCCAGAGAAAAUUCAAAAGGUUAAAAGGUCAAAAACAACUGUAAGUGUAAACAAAUGUUUUCUUCAUAGUUAACUGUGACCCUGUCUGUAAAAUCCAGGUAAAAGUCUCAUAAUCUAAUAAUGAAAUUAGGAUCAUCAAAGUUUGAUAUUUGACUGACCUUACAGUCAGUAUUAAAGACAUCAAGAGAGACUGUCCUAAAAGAAUAAAGACCUCGUAGGUUGUUUGUGCAAGCACCUUAUUACAAUGUAAAUUGACGUAUUAAGGGAUUAGUGUCCUCUAGCACUAGUAGCUUAUACAACCUGUUGUUAUGUUUUAAGGUUUUUGCCUUAUACAUCAGAUUAGACACAUUUAAUUUUAUGAAUUUGUAAAUGUAGAAAUGGUUUCAUAAACAUUUAUGGUUUUAAAGAUAUUUUGGAGGAUCUAACCCCACCCUCACCCUUACCCUAAACCCAACCACUUCUCAACCAUAUAAUACACAACACGCAAGUAACAAACAACAAACAUUGCAAACCUUGCGAAGUGAAGCCAUACGAUUACUUUAUAUGAACUCUGUGAUCAAAACGCACAGUCAGAUCUAAUUUAAACAUAAACCAGCAUGACGUAUUCCGUCACAAGAGCCAAUAGCGCUUCACCUUCUACUGUCAUGAUGCAAUCGGUCACGAGACACACAAGAGCCAAUGACUUUUCACAAGAUGACGUAUCAUUUCUCUUUCUGGCGGCAUUUUUGAAUCAGUGUACACUGGAUCUGAUAUUUACAAUGGAUUGUCAUCACUUUUGCAUCUUUUCUUCAAAUAAAUCAAUCGUUUGACCUCGGUACACUUGGAAUAUUUUAAGUACAUUUUUUAAAAAGUUGUGACUGUUUUGUAUGCUGUGUUUAUAUCAUAUAAUAAAUAAAUGGGUACGUUAUUUGCCCUAAAUGCCUGAAUAGUGUAAUGUGUAAUAAAAUACAAUUAAUCCUGGUGGCUUAAAUAAAAAAUCUAAUCCAGUAAAUGUCAUCAAAGCAAAAUAUGAUUUUAUACCCUAAUAUAUUAAGUUUCACCUGCUGCCAGUAGAGGCGCUAAUAAUGCAUCUAUUAGGUCGUAUUAGUGAAAUGGACAAACGACCAAAGCAAUCGUGUGGGUUGGAGAAUAGGUUGCAGGCUAAGUCACAAAUUAUACUUGUUGAACAACACCUAACUAAAUUAUUUUUGCAGUUGUUGUAAGUACGUCACAGGUGAAUGAACAUAGUGAAUAUAGUAUGUCGGAAGUGUAUGCAUACAGUACUAAGGCUAUGUCCACACGAAGCCGGUGCAUUCCCUAUCCGAUCAUUUUUUUUCCUUGCUCUAAAAAAAUAAUCCGUAAACACUAAACCACUGAAACCGACUGAAAGCAGUGUAGUAUAUAUGCCGGACCAGUAUGGGGCGCUGUAAUUCUGCCACAGAUAUACACUAUACACGGAGAAGAAGACUUUGAGCAUGCGCAGAACCAACGUAUGGUGUUGUCCAUUAUCGCUUGUUGGUCACCACAAUUGCAUAGAAGCAAUAGAUUUUGCUGUAAUAAAGCUGGUAGGCUUUAGUAGCUUCUGUAGCAUGAACACAAUCACGUAGUCCGCCGUUAUUGUUGUUGCUGUUUCGUGUGACGCUUCCGACACGUGAUGUGAUGACGUUUUCGCUUCAUAAAAUAUACGGAUUGGCUGUACAGACGAAACCGCAAGGGUGUCGGUUUCAGAUUUAUCCACUUUAGGACCCGGUUUCAAAAAAUAGCGGAUUCAGUCUCCCAAAACGCCGGAUCCGUGUGGAUGAAACGCCAAUACGAUAACAAAUUUAUGCGUAUACAGUGAUCCGCGUCUCCGUGUGGACAGCCCCUGAAACCAUAGGCUUUUCUAGAACGUACUAAUUCAAGAAGUAGGUGCUAUAUUUAGCACAUGAUUUCAUAUGCAAAGUCUUGGUCAUUGUACACUGUGGGGAAUUUUGAGCUGUGGUUUCCGUGUACUCUGUGUUUGAUCAUUGCCUGUAGGUAUGUAUUUGCUUUGUGCCUCGUGAUUUGGGUUACUGUGUAACAUUUUGUUUACUUUGUUAUUGACCCACUCUUGUAUGUUGAUCUUACUUUGCUGUUAUCAGAUAAAUAGGCAAAUUAAGAGUAAAAUUGUGCAUGCAGGUGUCACGAUCCCAGUCUGUAGGCCUGCCUGUUUUCCCCCUUGUUAUGGACUCCAGUUCCCAGUAUCCCUCACUGUCCCGCAUCUGCUCUUCAUCUGGUAAUCAUCCUAACCUGUCAACCAUUACCCUGAUCAGAUCCAUUAUUUAAAAAGCACAAAUUACCCAAUUCACAAUUUACAUUUCCUUUGGUGUGUUAGUGUGUAUUAAUAGCUGUUAACAAUAUGCAAAAGGUGCAAAUCCCAAACUAAACGAUAAUGCAAAUCAUAUUUCCAGCUGAUGUCAGAGGUAAUCAGGCCAAUUACAAUGUACAGAUUUGCGGGCCAAUCAGAGGACACAAUGCUUUUCAGAUCGAUGAGCUUUGUAACAAAUCGCUUAGGUUAC